CCUAUCUCGCUUUCCUGACUUACUUCACCAGAAAUACAAACUACAAUGGCGACUUUGCUCGGGAGAAGAGGUCUUCUGCCACUCGCUGGCCGGGCGCGGCACUUUAGCUCAUCCGCCGCCAGGAAUGCUGCCCAGAUAAAGAGCUUGGGUGUCAUUGGCGCAGGCCAGAUGGGUCUAGGAAUUGCUCUCGUUGCUGCACAAAAGGCUGGGGUUCCAGUGAGACUUAUCGACUCGUCGCAGGCUUCUUUGGACAAGGGAAUGGGUUUUGCUGAAAAGCUUUUGGCCAAAGAUGUAUCGAAACAAAGAAUUACCCAAGAUCAGGCCGACAAGGCUAGGUCACUAUUGACGCCAAGCACCGCCAUCGAGGAUCUCUCAGAAGUCGACUUCGUGAUAGAAGCUGUUCCGGAAAUCCCCAAGCUAAAGUAUGACAUAUUUGCGAAGCUUGCCGAGAUCUGUCCCAAACACGCCAUUCUGGCGACCAACACGUCGUCCAUCUCUAUCACAAAGAUAGCUGCAGCGACCACCAAGGACCCCAAGGACACAUCCGCCAGCUCACGUGUCGUGUCGACUCACUUCAUGAACCCGGUUCCUGUGCAGAAGGGCGUUGAGAUCAUCGGCGGGCUGCAAACGAGCGCCGAGACGCUCGAGACGGCCGUGUCUUUCUGCAAGUCCAUGGGCAAGAUCACAUCAGUCUCCGCCGACUCGCCUGGCUUCUUGGCCAAUCGUAUCUUGAUGCCGUACAUCAACGAGGCCGUCAUCUGUUUGGAGACCGGUGUUGGUGACAGAGACUCUAUUGACGCUAUUAUGAAGAACGGUACCAACGUGCCCAUGGGCCCGCUUCAGUUGGCUGACUUCAUCGGACUGGACACGUGUUUGGCCAUCAUGAAGGUGUUACAUACGGAAACAGGCGACUCCAAGUAUCGACCUAGUGUGCUCUUGGCCAAGAUGGUCGAUGCUGGGUGGCUCGGCAAGAAGAGUGGAAAGGGUUUCUAUGACUAUUAGAGAAAUGUAGCAUUAUAAGAUACCGGCGUUGGAAUAACAUUCUAGAAUUACCUGAGGUUUGCCCUUGUCAAAUAGUCUGGUUGUACGGGUGGGAUGGUCUAUGCUUAUAACCAGAUGUUUCGCCAAGUAACGCGGCUCUGUCACCUGAAGUUUGCUACUGUCGUUUUGAUCUCAUCCGUAUUUACGCUAGUUCUGGUAUAUAAGGGUGUGACUGUCAUGAUAUCGACUUAUUGACAGGUGUAGCGGACUUCAACAUUGACUUUUCCAGUAGAC
Molecule: messenger RNA, 1275 nt
Organism: Truncatella angustata
Lineage: Eukaryota; Fungi; Ascomycota; Sordariomycetes; Amphisphaeriales; Sporocadaceae
Product: 3-hydroxyacyl-CoA dehydrogenase
Exons: 3
Coding region: 46-1002 (318 amino acids)
Biological process (GO): fatty acid metabolic process
Molecular function (GO): oxidoreductase activity, acting on the CH-OH group of donors, NAD or NADP as acceptor; NAD+ binding
Source: RefSeq, a predicted model, not a curated record